GGUUCUUCUGGAGCUUUGCUGUUGGAGAGGAGGGGGUCAUGGUUAGCAAAGAUAAUACAAUAAAGAGGACUAUUUUAUUUUAUUUUAUUUUUUUUUGAGAAAAAGUCUCACUCUUGUCCCCCAGGCUGGAGUGCAAUGGCAUGAUCUCGGCUCACUGCAACCUCCGCCUCCUGGGUUCAAGCGAUUCUCCUGCCUCAGCCUCCCGAGUAGCUGGGAUUACAGGUGUGCGCCACCACGCCCAGCUAAUUUUUGUAUUUUUAGCAGAGACGGGGUUUCACCAUGUUGGCCAGGCUGGUCUCGAACUCCUGACCUCAGGUGAUCUGCCCGCCUCGGCCUCCAAAAGUGCUGGGAUUACAGGCGUGAGUCACCAUGUCCGGCCUAAAGAGGACUUUUUUAAGGUAGCAGGUAUGCCAGCAGGCUGCACAGGGAUGGAAGUGAUCCGUUAGAAGAGAGAUGAUGGAGCCGCAAGACCAUCAGGAGUGAAGACUCCGUGUGAGAGAGGAUGGGAUGCAGUGCCCAAGGGGAGGCAUCAUGGACCGAUCUAAAGAAAACUGCAUUUCAGGGCCUGUUAAGCCUGCAGCUCCAGUUGGAGGUCCAAAACGUGUUCUCGUGACUCAGCAAUUUCCUUGUCAGAAUCCAUUACCUGCAAAUAGUGGCCAGGCUCAGCGGGUCCUGUGUCCUUCAAAUUCUUCCCAGCGUGUUCCUUUGCAAGCACAAAAGCUUGUUUCCAGUCACAAACUGGUUCAGAAUCAGAAGCAGAAGCAAUUGCAGGCAACCAGUGUACCUCAUCCUGUCUCCAGGCCACCGAGUCAUACCCCAAAGAGCAAGCAGCCCCUGCCGUCGGCACCUGAAUUUGUUAGAAAAGCUUUGUUUUCCUCACAUUCUAAAAUGUUCAAAUUCCUUCCUAGGAGGCAGUGGGCUUUGGAAGACUUUGAAAUUGGUCGCCCUCUGGGUAAAGGAAAGUUUGGUAAUGUUUAUUUGGCAAGAGAAAAACAAAGCAAGUUUAUUCUGGCUCUUAAAGUGUUAUUUAAAGCUCAGCUGGAGAAAGCCGGAGUGGAGCAUCAGCUCAGAAGAGAAGUAGAAAUACAGUCCCACCUUCGGCAUCCUAAUAUUCUCAGACUGUAUGGUUAUUUCCAUGAUGCUACCAGAGUCUACCUAAUUCUGGAAUAUGCACCACUUGGAACAGUCUAUAGAGAACUUCAGAAACUUUCAAAGUUUGAUGAGCAGAGAACUGCUACUUAUAUAACAGAAUUGGCAAAUGCCCUGUCUUACUGUCAUUCGAAGAGAGUUAUUCAUAGAGACAUUAAGCCAGAGAACUUACUUCUUGGAUCAGCUGGGGAGCUUAAAAUUGCAGAUUUUGGGUGGUCAGUACAUGCUCCAUCUUCCAGGAGGACCACUCUCUGUGGCACCCUGGACUACCUGCCCCCCGAAAUGAUUGAAGGUCGGAUGCAUGAUGAGAAGGUGGAUCUCUGGAGCCUUGGAGUUCUUUGCUAUGAGUUUUUAGUUGGGAAGCCUCCUUUUGAGGCAAACACAUACCAAGAGACCUAUAGAAGAAUAUCCCGGGUUGAAUUCACAUUCCCUGAUUUUGUAACAGAGGGAGCCAGGGACCUCAUUUCAAGACUGUUGAAGCAUAAUCCCAGCCAGAGGCCAAUGCUCAGAGAAGUACUUGAACACCCCUGGAUCACAGCAAAUUCAUCAAAACCAUCAAAUUGCCAAAACAAAGAGUCAACGAGCAAACAGUCUUAGGAAUCGUGCAGGGGGAGAAAUCCUUGAGCCAGGGCUGCUGUAGAACUUACCAGGAACAUGCUACUGAAGUUUAUUUUACCAUUGUCUGCUGCCCUCAAUCUAGAACGCUACAAGAAAUACUUGUUUUACUGAGCAGGUGUGCCUUAACCUCCCUAUUCAGAAAGCUCCACAUCAAUAAACAUGACACUCUGCAGUGAAAGUAGCCACGAGAAUUGUGCUACUUACACUGAUUCAUAAUCUGGAGGCAAGGUUCGACUGCAGCCGCCCCGUCAGCCUGUGCCAGGCAUGGUGUCCCCACAGGAGGCAAAUCCAGAGUCUGGCUGUGGGGAAAGUGACCACUUUGCCUGACCCGAUCAGUUAAGGAGCUGUGCAAUAACCUUCUGAGUCCCUGAGUGAGUGUGUAACUUAUUGGGUUGGCCACGCCUGGUAAAGCUGUUGGAAUGAGUAUGUGAUUCUUUUUAAGUAUGAAAAUAAAGAUAUUUGUACAGACGUGUAUUUUUUCUCUGGUGGCAUUCCCUUAGGAAUGCUCUGUGUCUGUCCAGCACCCUGGUAGGCCUGAUUGGGUUUCUAGUCCUCCUUAACCACUUAUUUCCCAUAUGAGAGUGUGUAAAAUAGGAACAUGUGCUCUACCUCCAUUUAGAGACUUGCUUGGGAUACAGAAGAGGCCGUGUGUCUCAGAGCUGUUAAGGGCUUAUUUUUUUUUAAAACAUUGGAGUCAUGGCAUGUGUGUAAGCUUUAAAUAUGCAAAUAAAUAAGUAUCUGUGUC
This is a messenger RNA of Mandrillus leucophaeus (drill), 2512 nucleotides long. RefSeq names its product aurora kinase A (gene AURKA). Gene Ontology annotation, biological process: regulation of cytokinesis; meiotic cell cycle; protein phosphorylation. Lineage: Eukaryota; Metazoa; Chordata; Mammalia; Primates; Cercopithecidae. The coding region runs from base 508 to 1746 and encodes 412 amino acids. The record is from RefSeq and is a predicted model, not a curated record. The transcript is spliced from 8 exons. Gene Ontology annotation, cellular component: spindle microtubule; spindle midzone; chromosome passenger complex. Gene Ontology annotation, molecular function: protein kinase activity; ATP binding.